GAAUCCUUGAGGAAGGAAGUUCACUGGAGUGAGUCGUGGAAGAAUUAUUGCACGCGAACGAAACACUAGCCAAAAUAAAAUCACCACUUACGGAGCGACGAUGUCCUCGGUUCAGCAUCUGAAAGAGUUCAUCUCCCAGCGACUGACCGCUGCUGCUGUGGAAAUAUUCGGAGCCUUUGAACAAACCAUCGUCGAGUACGAAGAAGAGCUCGACCGUCAGCGCAGACUGUUGGACGCUGUGUUGAGACCUGAGAUCAAACUACACAGGAUAGAGACUCCAGAUAUUCCAGAUGUGUGUGAGGAAGAUCGGCAGAUCUCUCAUCACGUGAAGAAAACCAGUCAGGAUGAAGAUGAUCCAAAUCCUCUACAAAUAAAAGAGGAACAUGAGGAACCACGCACCAGUGAGGAAGAAGAGGCGCUUGUUCUGAAGCAGGAGACCGAUAAUGUGAUGAGUUCAGCAUACGAGGACAAUGCAGCAGAAGCAAAUGGUGACAGUCAGCUCCUCUCUCACAGCUCUCUUGUUACCCUCGAUGUAGACAACUCUUCUAUGUCAAAGACUCACACAGAUAAAAUUAUUUUUAUGUGCACCACUUGUGGUAGAACCUUUAAGGGUAAAGGUGCAUUACAGACCCAUGUGAAAACCCACACGAAGCAACAUUUGAUAUGUAACACGUGUGGAAAGGAAUUUCUUUGUUCAUCAGCGUUAAAAACACACGUGAGGAUCCACACAGGUGAGAAGCCAUUCCUCUGCAAAACCUGCGGGAAACGAUAUAAACAAAAACCCCAUUUGGAAGCUCAUAUAAGGAUUCACACAGGUGAGAAGCCAUUCCCAUGUAAAAUCUGCGGGAAACGGUUUAGGCAACAGUCACAACUGGGAGUUCAUCUAAGGAGCCACACAGGUGAGAAGCCAUAUGCAUGCAAAAGAUGUGGGAAACACUACAGAAGUAGCACCAGCUUGACAGUCCACACGAGAAACGUUCACACAGGUGAGAGACCGUUGCUCUUUAACGUCUGCGGCCAAAGCUUCUUUGAUUCCAGGACUUUGAAGCAACACAUGAUGGUGCACACGGGUGAAAGCCCUAUUCCUGUGAAGCAUGUGGUGAAGGUUUUACAGGUGGUAAAGCCUUGUUGAACCACGUGAGGUCACAUGAGAACAGUUUUGUGUGGGACGGUGCAAAAGCUCAUAAACAGGACAGCAGCAUUUUAGUGAAAGUUAUGUUUAAGUAGUGCAUUGUCUUUUUCUAAUUGCCCAAUAAUAAAUUAUUUGUCAUGAGUUCCCCGUGUAUUAAGUUUUGUAAUGUCCAGUGUCUAUUUUUAACUUUUCCUUUAGACAAACUGCCAAUAACAUGCAUUGUACAAAACAUUGUUUUUUUGGUUGAGUGCUGUGUGUGUGGUUCUCGUUUUUGCCAAUAGGUGGUGCUCUGUCAUCUGUGUAUCACAGCGGAGACUCUUUUGACAAACAUAUUUGCAUACUGUAACAUGGACAUUACUCAAUAUUUGAUCGUUUGUGACGUUUAGAACACUAGCUGUUGGUCAUUUAGCAUAGCAUAUGAUGUUACAGCCUGUAGGGACGUGGUUUAUUCUGAAUGUGUCCGGAUGCAUCAUAUCCAUCACAAAUCUCGAAGCAAAGUCUAAGUCAUGAAUCUUAACUGUACAGUAGCAAGUAACUGUAUUUGUUUUUCUCACCAAAAUUGAUUGAGUCUUCAAACAGAACGUGGCAGCGUGGAAAGGAAUUUGGUAAAAAAUCUAAGGCAGGAGGCCGAUGAACUCUGAAGAAUGAGUUUGAGGCAAUUCACAUACGUGCUUUAAAACUGUAAAAGAAAAAAGAGAGAGACUGAAAAUCUUCUAUUUGGUUGAAGCAUUGAAUUUGAAUUAAACAUUGUCAUUAAACAUAAACUAAACAUUGAAUUGGUAUGGUUGGUAAAAAUUAUGCUAUUUUUUAACCAAUUAUUAUUAUAAUAUUAUUAACCCAAUUCUGGGUUUAAGCAUUGAUUAAAAGGUGACGUCAUGGGGUAGUACUAUAUAAAUCUAACUUUUUUCUACUCCGUUCAACCAUGUACUAGGUCAAUUGAAAGCUAAAAUGCAUUUUCUUGUAUAUGUUUGAAAUUAUGUGCGUUGGUAAAUCAACUGCUUUUACAUGUUUGAAGAAAUAAAUAAAUUCUUUAUUUCUUCUUA
Molecule: messenger RNA, 2175 nt
Organism: Betta splendens (Siamese fighting fish)
Lineage: Eukaryota; Metazoa; Chordata; Actinopteri; Anabantiformes; Osphronemidae
Product: oocyte zinc finger protein XlCOF20-like
Exons: 2
Coding region: 101-1132 (343 amino acids)
Biological process (GO): central nervous system development; regulation of transcription by RNA polymerase II
Cellular component (GO): nucleus
Molecular function (GO): DNA-binding transcription factor activity, RNA polymerase II-specific; RNA polymerase II cis-regulatory region sequence-specific DNA binding
Source: RefSeq, a predicted model, not a curated record